AAACACAGAGAGAAACAAAUUCUUCAGAGGUUUUAGAGAAAUGGCGAAGUCGUGCAAAGGUCUGGCUACGGAACUCGUCAAAUGCCUCAGCGAAUCCGAUUGCGUCAAGGUAGAGAAUCGGCCGUAUAGAGAAUGUGCGAAAGAGAAGAGCCCACACAUUUCCAGCGAGUGUGUGGGGCUUAGAGAAACCUAUUUCAACUGCAAGAGAGGCCAGGUUGACAUGAGAGCUCGAAUUCGUGGAAACAAGGGUUACUAACUGUUGGGUGUUUCACAUAACCGAAAACGUCGAAUUUAAAUUUUUUUUCACGUGUCUUUUGUUUUUCGAAUUGUACAGAGAGCAAACUGAGAAUUUUUGUUGUAGAGCUUCUUCGAAUGGUAUAAGUAUUUAUAAGCAUAUCGGUUUCGUUUUUUAUGCAGUUAAAUCGGCAGUAUUCAUACCACCAGUACUAAGUUGUUAGUACUACGUUGUUUUCUGCUUCUGUCUCAGUUUUACUGCAAGUUUCAUUUUGAAGAAAUAUAUCAGAUUUUUUUUGUUGGAUAAUUUGUAUUUUAUGUCAGAUUUAAUCGUUUUAUUUA
Messenger RNA from Erythranthe guttata (spotted monkey flower), 576 nucleotides. Lineage: Eukaryota; Viridiplantae; Streptophyta; Magnoliopsida; Lamiales; Phrymaceae. The record is from RefSeq and is a predicted model, not a curated record.